Molecule: messenger RNA, 2826 nt
Organism: Sceloporus undulatus (fence lizard)
Lineage: Eukaryota; Metazoa; Chordata; Lepidosauria; Squamata; Phrynosomatidae
Product: succinate--CoA ligase [ADP-forming] subunit beta, mitochondrial-like
Exons: 1
Coding region: 675-2060 (461 amino acids)
Biological process (GO): tricarboxylic acid cycle; succinyl-CoA metabolic process
Cellular component (GO): succinate-CoA ligase complex; mitochondrion
Molecular function (GO): metal ion binding; ATP binding; succinate-CoA ligase (ADP-forming) activity
Source: RefSeq, a predicted model, not a curated record
UCCUCUAGCUGCCUCCUGUUGCAUUGUGGGAUUUGCAGUUUUUCCUCAAAGGUUUUGUUUCCAGACCUUUGCCCAUCCUGGUCAGUAUCCUCCUUGCAUUAUGGUGCCCAGAACUAGACACAGGAAUAUUCCUAGUGAUAAUUGACCAAAGCAGAAUAGAGUGGCAUUAUGACUUGGCUUUGCUUUGUAUGUAUUGCUUUUAAACCAGGUGUACUGCAUUGCUUUGAAGCCAACUGUAUUGUAUUGCUUUGAAGCCAGGUGUCAUGCAUCAUAUAUUUGUGCACCUCCUUUUCCUGACUAGAGGUAAUGCCUUAUAUUUAUACCUGCAUGUUUUCAUCGGUCCAGAUGUGAGGCCACAAUCUUUCCGUUUGCUCCUUUGAACCAGUGACAUUACCCUCUGUGUUGAUGCACCAUUCGGCCAUUGGUUCAGCCUAUCCAUUUUUGCAGAAGGUGCGGAUCAUCAGGUGAGGUGGAGGGCACUGGUCAAGCUCAGGGUGAUGACAUCAUUCCUGUUGUGGGCGACGGCAUCAUGGAGUCUUUGCCUGGCUUUGGCCAAUGGGAAGCCAAGCUUUGAACCGUUGGAGAAGGAACUCUGGGGAAUUCUUUUGUAAAAGGACAAUUGAAAAUUCUGCUGGAGAAGAGCUGCAGGAGAGAGCCAAAGGCCGCCUCCAGCCAUGAUUUGCCGUCCGGCAGCCUGGGUGGCCAAACUGCUGGGAAGGGUCAGCGGCCGGAGGGUCUUGAGGGCUGUGCCCAAGGCCUUUGGGGGAAGCCGGGGCUUUUGCACCACGCGAGGGCUUCAGGUGCUGCAGCAACAACUGAAGCACUUGUCUCUGCAUGAAUACCUGAGCAUGAAGCUCUUGAAGGAAGCUGGCAUCCCAGUUCCCUAUGGGCUGGUGGCCAGAACCCCAGAGGAGGCCUACCAAGUGGCCAAAAGGAUAGGCACCGAAGACCUGGUGGUCAAAGCGCAGGUGCUGACCGGCGGCCGGCAAAAGGGCGUCUUCGAAGGGGGCCUGAAAGGUGGGGUGCAGAUGGUCUGCUCCCCAGAAGAAGCCAGGGAGAUGGCCUCCAGGAUGAUUGGGAAGAGGCUCUUCACCAAGCAGACGGGGGAAAGGGGCCGGAUUUGCAACCAGGUCUUCAUCUGCGAGCGCAAAUACCUGCGGAAGGAGUACUACUUUGCCAUCAUGAUGGAGAGGUCCUUCCAGGGCCCGGUGCUCAUUGGCAGCUCCCAGGGAGGGGUGCAGAUCGAAGACGUGGCCGCGGAGACCCCCGAGGCCAUCAUCAAGGAGCCGGUGGACAUCAUGGACGGGAUCACCGAAAAGCAAGCAGUGCAGCUGGCCCAGAAGAUGGGGUUCCCUUCCCGCCUGGUCUACGAAGCAGCCGACAACAUGAUCAAGAUCUACAACUUCUUCAUCAAAUACGACGCCAUUGUGCUGGAAAUUAACCCUUUGGUUGAAGACUCUGAAGGAAGGGUGAUGUGUAUAGACGCAAAGAUCAUUUUUGAUAGCAAUUCAGCCUUUCGCCAGCAGAAGAUCUUCGAGCUGCAGGACUGGACCCAGCUGGAUGAAAGAGACCGGGAGGCUGCCAACGCAGAGCUGAACUACAUUGGCAUGGAUGGGAACAUUGGGUGCCUGGUCAACGGGGCUGGCCUGGCCAUGGCCACCAUGGACAUCAUCAAACUCCACGGAGGGACGCCGGCCAACUACCUCAACGUCGGAGGGGGAGCCACCGUGGAGCAAGUGACCGAGGCCUUCAAACUCAUCACUUCCAACGAGAAAGUCCAGGCCAUUCUAGUCAACAUCUUUGGUGGACUGAUGAGGUGCGACGUCAUUGCGCACGGCAUCAUCAUGUCGGCGAAAGACCUGGAGUUGAAAAUACCAAUAGUUGUUCGGCUGCAAGGCACCCGGGUUAAGGAUGCCAAAGAAUUAAUAGCGGAGAGCGGGCUGAAGAUUCUGGCCUGCGACGACCUGGACCAGGCGGCCAAAAUGGCCGUGAAGCUCUCGGAGAUCAUGGUCUUGGCCAAAGAGGCGCAAGUGGACGUCAAGUUUACGCUGCCAUCUUGAUCUUGCAGAACUCUGGCUGGCGUUUCCAUUUUGUUCUGUUUCCUAAAAUACUUUCUGCAAUUACCUCCCUCCCAUUUUUGAUGCGGAAACGUAAAUUCCUUGCAUGGAAAAAUGAUUUUUAAUGUGGUCACCAUUCAUGUCAAAGGAUUGUAUUCUGAAUAUUUCUGGUCUUAUCUCUCUUGCCUUGUGGUCUUCCUUCUUUCCUUCCUUCCUUCCUUCCUUCUGAAGUGAAAUCCUUCUCGAUAGACUUUUUUAUUAUCAAAAAGAGCUUGUAGGGGGAAAUCUAUGUCUUCCAAAUAAAAGCCUCAUGCCAAGUGCACUCUUGUGUUUCUCCCCACAAUCAUGUCUUUUCCAUGCCUCCAAGUUGUUCACAGUUUAUGGUGACCCUAGAGAGAACCUAGCUUAGGGUUUCCUCCACUAGAUUUAGUCCGAGGAGCUUUGCCACAUUUGCCUUCCUUCUGGGCUGAGAGUGUUUGACUCGACCAAGGUCACCGUUUCCAUGGCUGAGGCAGGAUUUGAACCCAGGUCUCCCAGGGUCCCACUCCAACAUUCAGAUCACUGCACAACACUGUCUCCCCAAAAUAUGUCUUCAGAGGAGGUUUGCCAUUGCCUUCCUCUAAGGCUGAGGAGUUUAUCACCCUGGGGCUAAUUUUGGCAUUAAAGAGAGAUUAAAGCGCAUUUAAAGCAGUCUGCAAAUAAAGUGAAAAUAACAAGUAAUUGUGCAAACGAUUAUCAAAUGCAGUUGCAUGAAUAAAGUGAUAUCUGA